Molecule: messenger RNA, 3083 nt
Organism: Musca domestica (house fly)
Lineage: Eukaryota; Metazoa; Arthropoda; Insecta; Diptera; Muscidae
Product: ATP-binding cassette sub-family G member 1
Exons: 11
Coding region: 692-3007 (771 amino acids)
Cellular component (GO): plasma membrane
Molecular function (GO): ATP binding; ATP hydrolysis activity; ABC-type transporter activity
Source: RefSeq, a predicted model, not a curated record
AAAAUAAGUAAAAAUAAAGUGCUAAAAUAUCGGAAUAAAUCCAAUAUUCUUGAAUUUGCAUUUGAAAAAGAAAAAAAAAAAAUAAAUAUAAGUGCAUAUAUUUACAAUUUUAUGGGAUUGGUGAAUUAUUCAUUCAACUGGUGCAUAUUUUGAAAAAAAUCCAAAUAAAUAACAAGAAUAUAAGAAUUGUGUAUAUAUUUUCUACACACAUACCAAUCUAUAUUUAUAUAUAAAAAACAACGUCCAUUUGUUUGCACUUGCAUACUUCGUAUGUGUGUGGCUACAUGUCUGUAAGCCAUAGAGUAGUGUUCUUGUCGUUUCUGUGUCCAGUGCGUGUGUAAAAGAAUUAAAUUUUUGAAUUUGUUUGUAUUCAGUUUUGAACAUUAAGUUCAAAAUACAACAAGAUUGGCGGUUUCGUGACCAACUGAACGACAUACCGACCGAGAGACCAACCUGCCGGCCUCUUUUACUCUCCGCUGCGGCUUCCGUUUACAUCUUGCUAUUGCUGUUGUUGUUGCUUGGUGGCUAUCGCCACUGUCACGUUCUUGCCCACAUUUUCCAUCGUCCAUCAGCUGGCCGAUUGACUGUCUGGCCGGCUUCGUUUUGACCAUUUGCUGUUGUUGCUGCUGCCGUGUGCCCGGUGUUCUUCUGCAGGAAAAAAAGAUUGUAAAAGUAUUUUUCCCUCUCAACCAUGACGGUCAUAAAAGAUAUGAAACCCUUGAGUGGGUGUGGAACGGGGAAUGCCACCAUUGGCAGUGCCACUGAUUGCGGCGGUGGCGGUGGUGGAGCCUUAGCCAUGAAUUGUUGUUCAACAGCUGCCAGUUCAGAAAUUUCCAUCGAUGCCAGUUCAUCAACAUCAUCCACACUGAAGUCUGCCACAACAACAACAAAAGUCAAUAAUAAUUUAUCGCACAACAACAAAUAUGAUAACAUUGAGAAAGCAUUCGCCCGUUGUCCAGAAAUUGAUAUUGAAUUUGAGAACAUCCGAUAUACGGUGAAGAAGUUCUCGUUUGCGGAGAAGAAAUUUGUUGCAAAAGAAAUUCUGCAUGGCAUUAAUGGUUCAUUUCGUUCCGGUGAAUUGACCGCCAUCAUGGGCCCUUCGGGGUCGGGAAAGAGUACCCUGCUAAAUGUAAUGACCGGAUUUCGAUGUUCUGGCGUCUCCGGCAAUGUCCGUGUCAACGGUACACCCAUUGCCACCACAUCACAGAAAUUUCGUGAAUUAUCAUGUUACAUACAUCAGGAUGAUCUGUUGCGCCCCCAGUUGACGGUGGGCGAGACAAUGAUGCUUGCCACCCAUCUAAAGUUGGGUUUUAAGAUCUCGAAACAGGAAAAGGUGCGGCUGGUGAAGCAUAUCCUUUCGCUGUUGGGUCUCGAACAUCGUUACAAUGUCAAGGCCGGCAAGCUGUCUGGUGGCCAAAAGAAACGUCUCGCCAUUGCGCUGGAGUUGAUAAGCAAUCCAUCAGUUUUGUAUUUGGACGAACCAACAACUGGCCUGGACAGUUCAUCAUGCAGUCAAUGCAUUAGCUUGCUCAAGAAAUUGGCCGCCCUAGGUCAUACCAUUGUCUGUACCAUACAUCAACCUUCGGCCUUGAUUUUCGAGAUGUUCGAUAAAUUGUAUACCGUGGUCGAGGGCCAUUGCAUGUAUCAGGGUCCCGUCAAGGAGUUAAUACCCUUUUUGGCUGAUCAAAAUCUCAUGUGUCCAAGUUAUCACAAUCCUGCCGAUUUUUUAUUGGAAGUAGCUGUUGGUGACUAUGAACGUGAUCUGGAAAAAUUGAUCAAUGCAGCAAAUAAGAAAUAUUUCGAAGAUAGCGAUUUGAGUCAACUGAAUCGUGUCACACGGCUAAUAAGUAAAAUGCAAGUUGAAAAUGUCGAUUUGUCGCAUUUGAGUGGCAAUGGAAAAAACCUGGCCAAAACCUUCAACAUUGAACUGAUGGAUGGCAGUAGCAUUGUCCAUCCGUCCAAGAAGACGAAGAACUUUCCAGCAUUUGAUUACACCAAACCGGUUGUAAUUAAUGAUGAAUUAGCUUUGGAGGAAAUGAAAGCCCUUGCUGACGGUGGUGGCAAUAAACAUCCAACUUCGGUGGACGACAUGGAAAUGCCACAUGAAAAACAGCCGCUGAACAAAGCCGAAGCCGGCCUAACAUUCAACACCGAACAAUUUACAAAGGCCUCAUUUUUUAUGCAAUAUCUGCUGCUGAUGAAUCGCAUUUUCAUUUGUGCGAAGCGGAGUAGUUUUUUGCUUCUGGCUCGCAUAUUAUCGCAUCUGGUGAUCGGUGUUAUAUUUGGUUAUUUAUACAAAGAUGUUGGCGAUAAGGCCAACACCGUAUUGGGAAACUAUGUAUAUUUGUAUGGCACAACACUGCUUUUGGUCUACACAGGGAAAAUGGCUGUUGUUCUGACGUUCCCUUUGGAAAUUGGUAUGCUGUCGAGAGAACAUUUCAAUCGCUGGUAUAAUCUGGGGCCAUACUUCCUCUCGCUGCUGUCAUUUGAAAUUCCUUUUCAGUGUAUCUGUUCCGUCAUUUACAUGGGAAUCAGUGUGGUCCUGACGAACAACGAUAAAAGCGAUAACUUCCGUGUGAUGUAUUUCAUUCUCUUUGGAGUUAUGGUGACGUUGAGUGCCCAGUCGUGGGGCUUCUUUGUGGGAGCCACUCUGCCAACAAAAAUUGCUGUCUUCCUGGGUCCCAUAUUGGCGGUGCUGUUCUCCGUCUUCGGUUUCUGUACACGUUACAUUGACAUAACCCCAAUCUUCCGAUGGAUGUGGCACAUUAGCUAUUUUCGUGCCGGAUUUCAUGGGGCUCUCAAUGCCAUCUAUGGCAUGGAUCGUUCAAUGCUGCCCUGCCCCGAUGAAAUUAUGUACUGUCAUUUUCGUAGUCCAAAGAUUUUCCUUGACUUCAUGAUGAUUUCCGAUGUCAGUAUGACACAUUGUGUUCUGUUGAUGGCUGGUGUCAUUGGUACCAUGCAUGUGCUGACGGCCCUCACUCUGUGGCAUAAAUUGAAUAAACGCUAAGGAGAGAAAGAGAGAGGCAUUCAUUUGUUUAUUUAGUAACAUUUUAGACAGAAUUGUAAAUAAUUUAUGACAAAAA